AUGAAAGAUUUGUGGAAGGUUGCAUUUCCAGUGGGAACUGAGUGGAACCAAUUAGAUGCAAUUUAUGAAUUCAAUUGGGAUUUCAAAAAUCUUGAAGAAGCAUUGGAAGAAGGAGGAAUGCUAUAUGGGAAGAAAGUAUUUGUUUUUGGCUCUGCAGAACCUCAGUUAGUUCUCUACGAAGGUGUAAACAGGAUUGUCCAUGUCCCAACAGUUAUUGCUAUUGAAUCACCGUUUCCGCCUUCUGAUAAGGUAGCAAUCACGUCGAUUCAAAGUGCAACGGAGGAAAUCAUUCCAAUGAAACAGAUGAAAAUGGAGUGGGUUCCUUACAUUCCGUUCGAAGAAAGAGAUAGACAAGCUGAUAGGAUGAACUAUCGAAUUUUUAGCUUGGUCUGUAAGCAGAGGAGAUCUGCUCUGAGACAUUUGACGGAAGAUCGUGUUAGGAUGUUCCAAUAUUGCAUUCCUUCAUUCACCAGACAUCUCAGGAGUCAAGCAGUCGCCGUUCAUUAA
Molecule: messenger RNA, 507 nt
Organism: Arabis nemorensis
Lineage: Eukaryota; Viridiplantae; Streptophyta; Magnoliopsida; Brassicales; Brassicaceae
Source: the annotation of a GenBank genome assembly